UUUGCGUGUUCAGUUUAAUCCAAGUAUUGUGUAAUAUAAUAGAAAAAAACUCCAGUCAGAGAAAAAAUACCCAAUAGUUAUGGAGUUUCAUCAAAUUGAUUGCUUUGCGAUUAAUAUGAAAUUUUUCAAAUUACUUGGUAUUUGUAUAAGAAAUUACCCAUUUCGUUUUUACAACGUUUAUUCAAUAAUGUUAAUAUUUACUUUCAUUAUCUUCUACGAUUUAUUAUGCACGAUAAAUUUGUUAUACUUGCCGGUGCAGUUGGACCUCAUUAUCGAGGAACUAGUUUUUUAUUUCACGGAGUUGGCCGCAAUUUCUAAAGUGCUAACAUUUGUAUUUUUUCGUGACAAACUUGCUAAAAUUUUGGACGCUUUAGAAGAUCCAAUGUUUCAAGCGGCUAAUGGGAGAGAACAAAAAAUUAUAGAUGGAGCUAAAAGAUUUAAUAAGCGAUAUUGGAAAAUUGUAGCAACAGUCUCGUUAACUUCACAUGCAACGCAUAUUUUGUCUCCGAUUGUAGAGCAUCUGUUUCUAUCAGUACCAUUACAACUACCUACAUGCCGUUAUUCCUUUUUAUCUGAAAAUACAAUUCAGCAAUUUAUUUAUCCAUUAUAUUUAUAUCAAACACUUGGUAUGCACUGUCAUUUGUGGUUCAAUGCCAACAUUGAUUCAUUCUUUUUGGGAUUGAUGAUACUGAUAAUAGCGCAGCUACAAAUUCUUGAUUUGAGAUUAAGAACAGUAACUGAUGUUAAGAAAAAUGAUGAUAUUGGACAAGCAAACACUUCGGAAGCUAGAGCCAAUUAUUCCCUAACACAGUUGAACAAAUGUAUUGUUCAUUUCGAUGAAGUAGGAAAGUUUUGCGGUCUAGUGGAAGAUACUUUCAGCAUGACACUAUUUAUGCAGUUCAGCAUGUCAUCGUGUAUUCUUUGUGUUGUACUUUUUAGAUUUACACUCCCGGCGCCAUUCGAGUACUAUAUAUUUCUUGGGACGUAUAUGUGUGUUAUGAUCAGUUUCAUAUUUGUGCCGUGCUGGUUUGGGACACGCGUUAUGGAGCUGAGUGUGCUUUUGUGCUCGUCUGUAUACGAAUGUGAUUGGACAGCAAUGCCGAAAAAAUUCAAGAGCAAUUUACAACUUUUUGUUGAAAGGGCAAAAAGACCACUGACUAUAACAGGUGGAAAGAUGUUUAUGCUUUCACUAACCACUUUUACAUCUAUAAUGAACUCAUCAUAUUCUUUUUUUACGUUGCUACGAAAUGUACAGACUCAUGACUAAGAUUUGACUUAAUUAGUUUUUAUUAUUUCAAAUUAUUCACUUGUGAUUCUUUAUCUUCUAUCAUUACCGGCACAUUUUGUAACUUUAAUUGUAUAUUUUAUUUAAAUUUGUCAUUAAAACUACGAUUAAACAAUUAAACUGUCA
Messenger RNA from Manduca sexta (tobacco hornworm), 1411 nucleotides. It is a transcript of the gene Or-13, whose product is annotated as odorant receptor 2a. The coding region runs from base 80 to 1267 and encodes 395 amino acids. Gene Ontology annotation, molecular function: odorant binding; olfactory receptor activity. Gene Ontology annotation, cellular component: plasma membrane. Gene Ontology annotation, biological process: sensory perception of smell; detection of chemical stimulus involved in sensory perception of smell. The record is from RefSeq and is a predicted model, not a curated record. NCBI's taxonomy places the organism in Eukaryota, Metazoa, Arthropoda, Insecta, Lepidoptera, Sphingidae. The transcript is spliced from 5 exons.